Molecule: messenger RNA, 1395 nt
Organism: Rubroshorea leprosula
Lineage: Eukaryota; Viridiplantae; Streptophyta; Magnoliopsida; Malvales; Dipterocarpaceae
Source: the annotation of a GenBank genome assembly
AUUUCAAUUUUUAGGGCUUUCUUGAAUCUUGCUGUUGGGUUCGAUUCCAUCUUGAUCUCUAGAUUUUGAAGACGACCAUAGCUGGAAGAAAUCUCGCUCCAUGAAGUAGGAGACAAACCCAGGUCAGCCUUCUUCACCUCCACCAUCUCUGCAUGUGAAAUUGGAUUCUUUUGGCUGCAUUUAGGGUUAGCUUCAUCUCGCAAACUUUGCUCUGUAAUAAAUUCAGCACCAUAUAUUUCUCAAUUCAGCUCCAGAGAAGCCCCUUCUAGCUUCGUUUCCGAAUUAUCAUAAGGUUUGGUAUCUCGUAGAAGCUGAAAUUCAGGCCAUGGAAGGGAUGGAACCGUGGAAAGAGCAAGUGGAGGUGUGGAGGAAUCAGUUGGAGCAAUGGCUGCAUCAAGCAAUUGAAUAUUCGCAGCAAAUACCCCCAACUCAGCUGUACAUUGCAAUUGCUGUCUUGGUUGUAACUACCCUUUUGGUUAUCUCCAUUCGCUUGUUCAAGCGCACAAAAUCUAACACCAUCGUACUCACUGGCCUUACUGGGAGUGGAAAAACAACUCUUUUUUAUCAACUUCAGGAUGGGUCUUCACAUCUCGGUACUGUCACAUCAAUGGAAACAAACGAAGGCACUUUUGUCCUACAUUCUGAAAGCUCUAAGAAGGGCAAAAUCAAACCUGUUCAUCUAGUUGAUGUUCCUGGCCAUUCUCGUCUCCGACCCAAGUUAGAUGAGUUUUUACCUCAAGCAGCUGGCAUAGUUUUUGUUGUAGAUGCUUUGGAAUUCUUACCAAACUGCCGUUUAGCUUCGGAGUACCUCUAUGAUAUUUUGACCAAUGCAAGUGUGGUUAAAAAGAAAAUUCCAGUUCUCAUCUGCUGUAACAAAACUGACAAAGUGACAGCACAUACCAAGGAGUUCAUCAGAAAACAAAUUGAGAAGGAAAUUGACAAACUGCGGGCAUCAAGAAGUGCAUUGUCUGAUGCUGAUAUUGCAAACGACUUCACUCUAGGUGUACCUGGAGAAGCCUUUGCUUUCUCCCAAUGCAACAACAAAGUUUCCGUUGCUGAAGCUUCUGGUUUGACAGGCGAGGUUGCUCAGGUGGAGCAAUUUAUCAGAGAACAUGUGAAGCCCUAGUCUAGUACACUCUUGCAAUUUUUAAUGUCCAUGUCCAUGUUGAAAACUGCAUUUAGUAGUUCUCUGGUAAAGUUUUAAGGACCAUAAGAAGCUCUGAGAAACCAUUAUAUUUGCUUGAGUCAAUGAGGAGAAAAAAUUGUAGUCACUCAGGCAGAAAAUCGUUUCAGGUUUGUGUUCCUUCUGUGGUCAAUGGGUUAAAAUAUUGGGAAGGUGAGACGGUUAUUGCCUUAUUGAUAACAAUCAAACUCGAAUGAAAAUUAAGACGAUUA